Achroia grisella is the source of this 1059-nucleotide messenger RNA. RefSeq lists its product as uncharacterized. The transcript has 3 exons. Bases 310 to 1059 code for a protein of 249 amino acids. Gene Ontology annotation, cellular component: nucleus; transcription regulator complex. The record is from RefSeq and is a predicted model, not a curated record. Gene Ontology annotation, molecular function: DNA binding. Gene Ontology annotation, biological process: regulation of transcription by RNA polymerase II. NCBI's taxonomy places the organism in Eukaryota, Metazoa, Arthropoda, Insecta, Lepidoptera, Pyralidae.
GACCGUACGUCGUGUUUAAUUAUUUAUUGUUGCAUUUUUUUAACAGAAUCACUUAUAAUUUAGUUUAAUAAUGUUUAUACUAAUUAAAAUGUAUGUUAGUUAUACAUUUCUGGUAGUAAUUAAUCACUAAAUAUCACAUUAAUCGAUCGAUUAGAUAAUUGUUCUAAAUUUGAAAUUUUUAGACCUGUCUUAAAUCUACGUACCUACAUCAUUUUAAAGAAGUCCCCAUUCAAUCGAUUGAUUCUAUUUUUAAAUUUUGACAUUACCUGUUGUUGACUACAUGUUUUGGCGCCAUUUUGAAUUUUAAACAUGGCGGAAUUGUCUGACGAGCACAGCGAUAGAAACGAUCAAAGUGACGGAGCAAACUUCAAAAAAGCUGUUCAAACCCGCGACCUGAUAGCCAUGGUGAAACGCCAUGGUUGUCUAUGGGAUCGAAGACACGAGAGCUACCGGAACAAAUUCGUCAAGAGUAAAGCUUGGAAAGAUAUAUACCGGGAAAUCGAACCUGCGUAUAACUCAUUGAGUGCUACAAUGCGACACCAAAUAGGUGUUUAUAUAACAAAAAAAUGGUACAACGUUCGAGAUUCAUACGUAAAAUCGAAGAGAUCACGGAACUCUCGACCUUAUAUCUACACAGAUGACAUGACAUUCCUAGAUGCUGUUAUAAAGAGUGACGAGCAGAGAGAAUGCACCACUGGAAACGAGAGCGAAGAAGGUGAUAACUGGAUGAGUGAAGUGUUUAUAGACGUUGAUGAGGGUAAAGAGGAAAUACCCAGCAAAAGACCUAAAUAUGACGUGUUAAAUUUAGCCAAAGAAGAUCAAACAGUGCUGGAUGAAAGCUUGAACGAUAGCAAUAUGGUUACCUUCCUAGCCAAUCUGAUACACAAAGAAGAAGAUGAAGAUAGAGCGUUCUUCAAAUCAAUCACUCCAGCAGUUAAAACUCUGUCUCAAGAUGCUAAAUUAGAGUUUAGGAUAAUGGUCAUGAAAAUUCUGAAAGGUUUAAAAAAGAAGCAGGGACUUGUUAAAAGGGAACCUUCUACAUAUAGUGAUAGUGAAUAA